GGAACUCUUGUUCGUACUGUCCGCGGUACGACAGCAUUCGUAGACGGACUGUACACUAACCAGCGUGUGUGAGAUGACAACAGUCUUUGAAUAAAUGUAGAUGUUAAUCAAUAACAUAUCUCUGUAAUCCUAAUUAAACAUUGCUGUCUGUGUAAGUAACGAAACAGCUACACAUGAGAGGACAAACACCACACGUGACAUCCAAGUGAGCAGCCUCAUGUUGAUUGGAAACCUGUGCAGAUUGAGUGGACGUGUCAGGUCCUGUGUUGUCCAACCCUUGACCUGUCUUUUUACUACUUCAACCAACAUGGCCAAGAGCAAGUUUGAGUACGUCCGCAACUUUGAAACAGAUGACACGUGUCUACGAAACUGCUACAUUGUCGUGAGGCUGGACGGGCGCAACUUCCACAAGUUUGCGGAGCAGCACAAGUUCACAAAGCCCAAUGAUGACAGAGCUUUGGGCUUGAUGACCCGGAGCGCACGCUCCGUCAUGGGAGACCUAGAGGACAUCAUCAUCGCCUAUGGUCAAAGCGAUGAGUUCAGCUUUGUCUUCAAGCGGACCUCCACCCUGUUCAAGAGGAGAGCCAGUAAGCUUAUGACUCACGUGGCCUCCCAGUUCUCCUCCUCGUACGUGUUUUACUGGAAGGAUUUUUUUGGGGAGCAGCCGCUCUUGUACCCGCCAGGCUUCGACGGACGCGUGGUCCUUUAUCCUACCAACCGCAACCUCAGGGACUACCUCAGCUGGAGGCAAGCAGAUUGUCACAUAAAUAAUUUGUACAACACAGUGUUUUGGACGUUAGUACAAAAAGGAGGACUCACGACGGUCCAGGCAGAGGAUCGCUUAAAGGGAACAUUAGCUGCAGACAAAAAUGAGAUCCUGUUCUCUGAGUUUGAUAUCAACUACAACAAUGAAUCUGCCCUGCAUAAGAAAGGCACCACUCUCAUCUGGGAAAAGCGAGAUGAAACCGUCACCAAGCGCAUGAAGCGACCCAACGGAGAGGAGGAGGACGUGCCUGUGACUCGCAGCAGGAGGACGGUGCAGGGCUAUCAUUGUGACAUUAUAGGAGAGCAGUUCUGGGAGGAACACCCAGACAUCCUGGAGGACGGCUGCUAACGGCUCCUGAACCGCUGUAGGAGAACGAACUAGAAUUAGGUUGAAGUGGACCCAUACAAGCAGUGGACAGAUUACAGCUGAUGUAGAUGAAUGACCGCGCGUCAACGAACAUGCCACGCAUGAAGGGUAGUUACCUUGAAUCCUGUUGAAAGAGCUGUUCCUGAGACUUUUUUUAGGAUUGACUUUAUAUGAUUACUCUCUCACGGCUGGAACAUAUUCUAACUUCAAACUUUACAAAGUUUUCUGUUUUAAAAUGUGUCUUGUCGUCUGUCAUGUUUAGAGGAAAACAGAUGAUUUCAUCCUCUUUUAGCCAUGGGCUACAUGCACAGUUUGAUGGUUUAUACUAUCACACUCUCCGAUAUCUGCCCGUUCCCCUCUAGUCUAUUCUAAGGUUGCCUCUCUAAAAAUAUACCCUCAUUUGAUAUCAUGAAUGGCAUUUAUAAUACAACCAUCACUUGAUCUUUCAGCAUGUUUAACAUGAUUCCUCUUGGCCUACUGCUUGAUUUUAUUUUUGUGUGUGUAUGUGUGAGCAAUUUGAAGCCUAAUUAUCAAAAUUACCAAUUUGUUUCUGUGAGCGGAGUCCAUAACGUUUAAAUUUUAAUGACUCUGGUAUCUGCAGAAUAUUCAAUAUCACUUUCAGUUUGUAGUAAUAAAGAGAGCAUGUGAGGUGGGAAUCAGCAGAGUAA
Larimichthys crocea (large yellow croaker) is the source of this 1800-nucleotide messenger RNA. It is a transcript of the gene thg1l, whose product is annotated as tRNA-histidine guanylyltransferase 1-like. The record is from RefSeq and is a predicted model, not a curated record. Gene Ontology annotation, molecular function: tRNA guanylyltransferase activity; magnesium ion binding. The coding region runs from base 218 to 1114 and encodes 298 amino acids. The transcript is spliced from 7 exons. NCBI's taxonomy places the organism in Eukaryota, Metazoa, Chordata, Actinopteri, Sciaenidae. Gene Ontology annotation, biological process: tRNA modification.